AUGACUGGCUCUCUGGCUCUCCAGGAGGAGCGCGCGCAGGACUGGGUGCGGUUUCGGCUGGAGGCGGACGCGGCGUACAAGGCGGAGCUGGCGGAGGAAGCGAAGAGGGAUCCGGCCGACGCCGAGGAGAUCGUGGGGAUGCACGUGCCGGCCGCGGGGAAGACGAGUGAGACGGAGUGCGACAUCUGCCUCGGCGAGCUCUUCCGCGACGGCGGCUGCGAGUUCAAGAAGAGGCUCAGGAUGAUGCCCUGCUCCCACACCUUCCACCAGAGCUGCAUCUGGGAUUGGCUCCUGGACGACCGCCGGUGCCCGGUCUGCGGCUACGCCAUGCCCUCCGAGAAGCGCCGCCGCGUCGAGGAGGAGAUGGACAGCCAACGUCUCCGUUUGGCUCGGGUUAAUAUUAAUUAA
This is a messenger RNA of Brachypodium distachyon (stiff brome), 408 nucleotides long. Its product is annotated as E3 ubiquitin-protein ligase RNF181. The record is from RefSeq and is a predicted model, not a curated record. The transcript is spliced from 2 exons. Gene Ontology annotation, molecular function: ubiquitin protein ligase activity. Gene Ontology annotation, cellular component: cytoplasm. The coding region runs from base 1 to 408 and encodes 135 amino acids. Gene Ontology annotation, biological process: protein ubiquitination. NCBI's taxonomy places the organism in Eukaryota, Viridiplantae, Streptophyta, Magnoliopsida, Poales, Poaceae.